CUGCGAUCACGUCUUUAAAAACGAAAGUAAGACAAUAAUCAAAAUUUCAAACCAUUCUCCAUUAGUCUUAAAAAAAAAAAAGAAGAAGAAGAAGAAGAAGAAGAAGAAAGAAAGAAGAAUAUGGAAGAGGCUUCUAUCGGAACCACCACUACCACCACCGUCGUGGUUGAUUCCGGCAACAAAGCAGACGAAAGGGUGUACAAGGGAAAUGUAGAGGAUCAGAAAAGCGAAAGAUUGAAACGUAACAAGAAAGGAGGUGGAGGUGGAAAGCCUGGACGCUUUGACCGGUGCUUCUCAUCAUACGCGGAGAUAUCAUCACCUUCGCCCGAUCGGCCCUUGGAAACCGUGGAUUCCAACAAGUUCAAAGAAGACAUCAGGAAAUGGGCUAAAAACGUCGCUGGUUAUGCCCGUCAGCUCAGUGAUCGAUUCGGCGGCAGUGGUGGCAGCAGCUCCCGCCAAUGAAUAACAACAUCUUAUCACCGUUUGCUAUAUCUGUCAGUAACAAUGUAAGAUCAUCCCUCGUUAGUUCAUCUGUGUAUAAACAUAAAAUGUAAAUCAUUCGUUUGUUUGUAACUACUAACUACAACGCCUAUUCCUGUCCUUAGUAGUUAUCGUCGAAUUCAUUUGUUCAAUUCACCUUUUCAUUUUUCAUAUCUUAAGAUACAUACAUGUUGACUUGUAACUUGUUUGAUAUCGGAAGCCACAACAAGUAGAUGAUUCAUGAUACUUAGAUUGAAUCGUAGAAGGGAUUAUUGGUCUUCCACAUAUUAUUAUCAUCAUUUUCUGCCACUGUUCCGGCUUUGAGAUGGGGGUUCACUUAACCUUGUUGAUCUGUCGGAUAUCGAAAAUUAUUUUCUCUUUUCAAUUUCAUUUAUCUACCCUAUUUAAUUAGUAGUUAUAGUCUCGCAUUAAACCUUGAUGAUGAGAUUAUUUUU
This is a messenger RNA of Oldenlandia corymbosa var. corymbosa, 935 nucleotides long. The record is from the annotation of a GenBank genome assembly. NCBI's taxonomy places the organism in Eukaryota, Viridiplantae, Streptophyta, Magnoliopsida, Gentianales, Rubiaceae.